Molecule: messenger RNA, 418 nt
Organism: Apis florea (little honeybee)
Lineage: Eukaryota; Metazoa; Arthropoda; Insecta; Hymenoptera; Apidae
Biological process (GO): regulation of transcription by RNA polymerase II
Cellular component (GO): nucleus
Molecular function (GO): protein binding; DNA binding
Source: RefSeq, a predicted model, not a curated record
AUAUUGACUAUGUACUCCCAACCCAGUACCAAGGAUGUUUGUGCGUGCCUGGCACCACUGCUGUUACAUCGCGGUCGUUGUCGUCGUCAACGUCGUCGUUUUCGUUGUUAUUUCUAUUAUCGUCGUCAACGUUGUUCCUAUCGUUGAAUAAUUUCGUUGACGUGCAAAUAUAUCUAUCGAACGAUUCACAACAACAAAAAACAACAUUCUAACAAAAUCGAAAAUUUCUAUCUGCGAGAUGUCAAAUCAAAUAUGUCUAAAAUGGAACAGUUUUUUAAACAAUAUCGCCACGAGUUUCGAAAGUCUUUGGGAGGAAGAAGGUUUAGUAGAUGUGACAUUGGCAAGUGAUGGACAGUGUCUUACAGCUCAUAAAGUGAUUCUCUCAGCAAGUAGUCCUUUUUUCAAAAAAGUUUUUCAG